Lagenorhynchus albirostris (white-beaked dolphin) is the source of this 2735-nucleotide messenger RNA. It is a transcript of the gene SLC26A4, whose product is annotated as solute carrier family 26 member 4. The transcript is spliced from 20 exons. The record is from RefSeq and is a predicted model, not a curated record. Gene Ontology annotation, molecular function: oxalate transmembrane transporter activity; chloride transmembrane transporter activity; secondary active sulfate transmembrane transporter activity. Gene Ontology annotation, cellular component: membrane. Bases 1 to 2343 code for a protein of 780 amino acids. Gene Ontology annotation, biological process: transmembrane transport. NCBI's taxonomy places the organism in Eukaryota, Metazoa, Chordata, Mammalia, Artiodactyla, Delphinidae.
AUGGCAGCGCCGGGCGGCAGGUUGGAGCCGCCGCCGCUCCCCGAGUACAGCUGCAGCUACGUGGUGUCGCGGCCGGUCUACAGCGAGCUCGCCUUCCAGCAGCAGUACGAGCGGCGCCUGCAGGAGCGCAAGACGCUGCGGGAGAGCCUGGCCAAGGGCUGCAGUUGUUCAAGAAAGAGAACACUUGGUGUGCUGAAGACUCUCCUGCCCAUCUUGGACUGGCUCCCCAAAUACCGGAUCAAGGAAUGGCUGCUUAGUGAUACCAUUUCGGGAUUUAGUACUGGGCUAGUGGGGACACUGCAAGGCAUGGCGUAUGCUCUACUAGCUGCUGUUCCUGUUGGAUAUGGUCUCUACUCUGCUUUUUUUCCUAUCCUGACAUACUUUAUCUUCGGAACAUCAAGACACAUCUCAGUUGGACCUUUCCCAGUGGUCAGUUUAAUGGUGGGAUCUGUUGUUCUGAGCAUGGCCCCCGACGAACACUUUCUCAUGUCCAGCAGUAAUGGAACUACACUGAACACCACCAUGAUAGACUCCGCAGCUAGAGACGCAGCAAGAGUAUUGAUUGCGAGCACCCUUACUCUUUUGGUUGGAAUCAUACAGUUGAUAUUUGGAGGUUUGCAGAUUGGAUUCAUUGUGAGGUACCUGGCAGAUCCUUUGGUUGGUGGAUUCACAACAGCUGCUGCCUUCCAAGUGUUGGUCUCACAGCUAAAGAUUGUCCUCAAUGUUUCAACCAAAAACUAUAAUGGAAUUCUCUCCAUUAUCUAUACUCUAAUUGAGAUUUUUCAAAAUAUUGGUAACACUAAUCUUGCUGAUUUCAUUGCUGGAUUACUCACCAUUAUCAUCUGUAUGGCAGUUAAGGAAUUAAAUGAUCGAUUUAAACACAAAAUCCCAGUCCCUAUUCCUAUAGAAGUGAUUGUGACAAUAAUAGCUACUGCCAUUUCAUAUGGAGUUGACCUGGAAAAAAACUAUAACGCUGGCAUUGUUAAGUCCAUCCCAAGUGGGUUUUUGCCUCCGGCGAUUCCAUCUGUGAGUUUGUUUUCUGAGAUGCUGACUGCAUCAUUUUCCAUCGCUGUGGUCGCUUAUGCCAUUGCAGUGUCUGUAGGAAAAGUAUACGCCAUCAAGUAUGAUUACACCAUCGAUGGGAACCAGGAAUUCAUUGCCUUUGGGAUCAGCAACAUCUUCUCUGGAUUCUUCUCCUGUUUUGUGGCCACCACUGCCCUGUCCCGCACCGCCGUCCAGGAGAGCACUGGGGGAAAGACACAGGUUGCCGGCAUGAUCUCGGCUGGGAUUGUGAUGAUCGCCAUCGUUGCCCUGGGGAAGUUGUUGGAACCCUUGCAAAAGUCGGUCUUGGCAGCUGUUGUAAUCGCCAACCUGAAGGGGAUGUUUAUGCAGGUGUGUGACAUUCCUCGUCUGUGGAGGCAGAAUAAGACUGAUGCUGUUAUCUGGGUGUUUACGUGCGUAGCAUCCAUCAUUCUGGGGCUGGACCUCGGUUUACUAGCUGGCCUUAUAUUUGGAUUUCUGACUGUGGUCUUGAGAGUACAAUUUCCCUCAUGGAACAGCCUUGGAAGUAUCCCUAGCACAGACAUCUACAAAAGCACCAAGAAUUACAAAAACAUUGAAGAACCUGAAGGAGUGAAGAUUCUGAGAUUUUCUAGUCCUAUUUUUUACGGCAAUGUUGAUGGUUUAAAAAAAUGUAUCAAGUCCACAGUUGGAUUUGAUGCCAUUAGAGUGUAUAAUAAGAGGUUGAAAGCACUGAGGAAAAUACAGAAACUCAUCAAAAAAGGGCAAUUAAGAGCAACAAAGAAUGGCAUUAUAAGUGAUGCUGGUUCAUCGAAUAAUGCUUUUGAGCCUGAUGAAGACAUCGAAAGUCCGGAAGAAUUUGAUAUUCCAACCAAGGAAAUAGAGAUUCAAGUGGAUUGGAACGCUGAGCUUCCAGUCAAAGUGAAUGUUCCUAAAGUGCCGAUCCAUAGCCUCGUGCUUGACUGUGGAGCUGUCUCUUUCCUGGAUGUUGUUGGAGUGAGAUCAUUGCGUGUGAUUGUCAAAGAAUUCCAAAGAAUUGAUGUAAAUGUGUACUUUGCAUCACUUCAAGAUCAUGUGAUAGAAAAGCUGGAGAAAUGUGGUUUCUUUAAUGAUAACAUCAGAAAGGACAUAUUCUUUUUGACUGUCCACGAUGCUGUCCUCCAUCUCCAGAACAAGGUGAAAUCCCAAGAGGUUCAAGAUUCCAUUUUAGAAACGAUCACCCUCAUCCAAGACUGUAAAGAUCCUCUUGAAUUAAUGGAAGCAGAGCUGAUUGAAGAAGGACUUGAUGUCCAAGAUGAGGCUAUGCGAAGACUUGCUUCCUGAAACUGGGAUCAGGAGGUCGCUCUAAGCAAGGACUGCAAGGCAAAUUUUACCCACCACGUAAUUCUAUGCAAGUAUUUUCUGCAUUGACUAUUUUCUUCAAACUUGAAACACUCAUUCUUUUCCAUUAGAUUUUUUUAAAUCUUUGAUUUUUCUUUUAACCUCUUAACCACUGAAAGAAAAGCACUAAGAUUGUUUCUAGGCUUUAUUUAUAAAAUGAGUAGCUUACUUCUAAAAUGUGCAAAAUGGUGAAGAAAAAAAAUUUAGCAAUGUCCAGGAUCUGAGGAUAUUAUGCUGCUGUUCUCCACGACAGAUCUGCUGACAAUAUUCAUGUAGGUACACGUGUACCUCUGUGCAGCUGGGGCAAGUGUCACCCCACACAGCCUCUGUGGGCA